Molecule: messenger RNA, 2357 nt
Organism: Daldinia vernicosa
Lineage: Eukaryota; Fungi; Ascomycota; Sordariomycetes; Xylariales; Hypoxylaceae
Product: dihydroxy-acid and 6-phosphogluconate dehydratase
Exons: 4
Coding region: 348-2195 (615 amino acids)
Molecular function (GO): hydro-lyase activity
Source: RefSeq, a predicted model, not a curated record
CUCUCACGUUAGCCUUUGUAUCUUUUUUUUCUUUGUUUUUAGAUUGUUCUUCUAUCUCUGUAUGCCGCCUCUGUAGAUGGUGAUCUAAAAUGAAUAUUCUUGGGUUCUCUUUUAGGUAAGGUACCCCUUCGCAGAUAUGUCGUGAUGUGACCUAGUGCCCCCGCAGGUAUCGGCACCAUUUAACGCGAUUCUCCAAAGUCGGGGUCCCGCAUUUCAGUGUAAUCGCUGGGGGGGAUAUGUAGAAGCAGGCCAAGUGAACAAUACCAAAUACAAGCUAUCCUAUUGGGUUGUUGUGAUCACGACUUAUACACAACACAUCUUGUAAAGUUUCACCUUUAUUAGCAACUAUGUCUUCAAGCACCCAGAAUAAUACAGAUAAGUUCCGGCGGGAUACGGAGCUCAACGGAGACUAUGACCUGUCACAGGCGAUCGACUCGCGCCAGGGGAUGCGGCAAGGACUGACAUCGUACGGGGACGCGCACUUCUCGCUGUUCUUCCGUAAGGUGUGCAUCAAGGCGCUAGGCUAUUCAGAGGACGCGCUGUCGCGGCCGAUUGUCGGUAUCGUGAACACGUUCUCCGGGUUCAACCCGUGCCAUGCCAACGUGCCGCAGCUCAUAGAUGCGGUGCGAAGAGGAGUGCAACUUGCGGGGGGGCUGGCGGUGGAUUUCCCGACGAUUAGUUUACACGAGUCGUUUGCGGCGCCGACGAGCAUGUACCUUAGGAAUCUGAUGAGUAUGGAUACUGAGGAGAUGAUUAGGGCGCAGCCGGUUGAUGCGGUGGUGUUGGUGGGAGGAUGCGAUAAGACGACGCCGGCGCAGCUCAUGGGCGGUAUAUCGGCGAACAAGCCCAUCCUGCAUCUCGUCACGGGGCCGAUGAUGCCGGGUAGCCAUAAGGGGGUUAGGAUCGGGGCGUGUACCGACUGCCGGAAUAACUGGGCGAGCUUUCGGGCUGGUGUUAUUGAUAUCGAGGAGAUUGCGGCGCUGAAUGAGGAGCUUGCACCGACGGCUGGGACGUGUGGAGUUAUGGGCACGGCGAGUACAAUGGCAUGUAUACUAGUCGGACUCGGCCUCAUGCCAUUUAAGGGGGCAACAGCACCAGCCGUAUCAUCGGCUCGCCUGCGAAUUGCGGAAGAGACGGGUGCUACCGCUGUGAAAAUUAUUUCAGCCGGCGACAAACUAAAACCGCAGGUCUUACUCACGCGGGAGUCAUUCCUAAACGCUAUUACUGUACUACAAGCCAUUGGCGGCUCUACAAACGCUGUGGUUCACUUGAUGGCUAUUAUUAACCGGCACCCUACCGUUGCGGGCACUAUCACUCUUGAUACCUUCGACGAGAUCGGCUGCCGCACUCCUCUCCUUGUAGGUCUGAAACCUAGUGGUUCUAAUUACAUGACCGAUUUCCACAAUUCAGGCGGCAUGGCUACGCUGCUACGGGAACUGAGGCCACUCCUGUACUUAGACGCACUGACGGUUUCCGGGAAGACGCUGGGUGAAGCACUGGAUAGCGAGCGCUCAAUACCGGUACCUCAGGAACUACGCUGUAUCCAACCCUUCGAUGUCCCUCUUUAUCCAGCUUCCUCGCUAGUCGUGUUACGCGGUAACCUCGCACCCGGAGGCGCCGUCAUGAAAGCGAGCGCGUCUAAAGACCGCAGGUUCCUAAAGCAUUCUGGGAGAGCCGUAGUAUUUGCUGGGUCCGCAGACCUAGCUGCACGUAUCGACGACGAGAACCUAGAGGUCACGCCCGACAGCGUAUUAGUGCUACAGAACAUUGGACCGGUGGGCAAUCCGGGGAUGCCGGAGGCCGGGCUGGUGCCGAUCCCGCGGAAAUUAGCAGCGCGCGGGGUGGUAGAUAUGCUGCGAGUUUCGGACGGGCGGAUGAGCGGUACUGCUGGUGGUACUAUCGUGCUACAUGUCUCGCCAGAAGCAGCGAACCCGGCGUCUGUGCUGGGGAUCGUAAGGGACGGCGAUGUGAUUACGUGCGACGUAGAGAAGCGACUUUUGCAAGUUGAAAUUAGCGACGAGGAAAUUGAGAGUAGGAGGGAGGCCAGGCGCGCGGAGGUGGAAAAGGCCGAUUCGAAACACCCUUGGAAGGCGAGGGAGAAAAUGAGAGGGUAUAGGGGUUUGUAUAUGAGGUCGGUCAAUGAGGCGGAUCAAGGGGCGGAUUUUGACUUUUUACGUGCUGAAGGGUCAGGGUGACUGCUAUUAUAACUUAUAAGCCAUAUAUCAAUAGUCAUUUCAUUGCUAGAGACGCCAUAAAAACAGUACAUUCAUGAGUUGGCUGGUUGGGUAGGUAAUUCUUAAAGAUUUCAUAUAACCAGCCGGAAUAUCAAAGAUCAUAAAUCAUAACUUCCAGGGGCU